Messenger RNA from Chara braunii, 4003 nucleotides. Lineage: Eukaryota; Viridiplantae; Streptophyta; Charophyceae; Charales; Characeae. The record is from the annotation of a GenBank genome assembly.
CGCCCGCCCUUUCUCUCUCUUGGGGAACUCGGUGCAUGCAUCUGUCCCCUCUGUGAAUCACGAAGCCAUUGGACUGACGACCUGGUGCUCAGUCGCGAGUGUUUGCCGCUCACACCCUCGCUUCUGCAACCCCGCUCUCCGUCGGAGAAUAAUCAGUCGGCGACUUCCUUUGAUGAAUUGACCGCAAUCACGGCGAACAGACAGACAGAUUGAACCCCAAACCCGAAAAUCAGACCCAACAUCUCGGCAGCCUUUUGUGAAGCAAUAUGCACAGGUACGGGUUGAAGGGUCUGAAAGCACUGCUUGCGACCAACACAUCCAGGUAGCUCUCGGCGGAACGGCAGAAGGAAGGAGGGAAGGAAGGAAGGAAGGAAGGAAGGAAGGAAGGGAGGGAGGGAGGGAGGGAACUGGGGGCAGCCUUCUGACCAAUCUGCUGAGGAGAAACACACGGGCAGGUCGUCAGUCGUUGGUUAUCCUCCUUUCUCUAGUUUGCCCCAGCUUUGCCGUGAUGAUGAAUGAAGAGCCCGAGAAGGACGAUGGAAGGUUUGGCGGAGCGGAGGGCUCUACUGAAUCUGGGGUCUGCAUGGCAGAGUGUACUGGAGAAUGCACGGGGGACUCUGGAGCUGCCUCUUUCAUAGAAGAUGGGACUAUGCUCGAUUGCGCAGGAGAUCGGUAUGAGCGUCCCAGUGAUGAUGCCAUAAUUGCCCAGGAAAAUGCGAUUAGGGCUGAGGAGAAUGAAAAACUUGACCUUAUUGGGGACAAGCUUCAUGAUGCUCCAUUGUUGGCCGAUUCCUCUGUGUGGUCGGUCACGGAUUUGAAUGUUCAUCGAAGGUGUUUCCUUAAGUAUCAAGGUCCAUUGUGUGGACGCAAUGGUGAGGGCAGUCUUGUGGAAAACAGAGUCAAGAAAGAGCAUGACAAUGAGGGGAAUCAGGAGAGGGAGAAGCGGGGAAAGGAGGAGGAGGAGGAGGAGCAAAGCGAGGGAAGGGGGGGAGGGGAGGGUAAGGAACAUCUUCUGGAGUCUAUGGAUUCUGAUGCCGUCGACCGUAUUCUGAAGAGGCUCACUGAGUUGAGGCAGUCUCUGCUGGACCAGGGGUUUGCUGAGCUCACAUUUGAAGAUUUUCUUGCACAGCAGUACCAUGACAGCAGCAGUGCCACGUCAGUAGCAGCGCCACAUCAGCAGUGCCACGUCAGCAGUACCACAUCAGCAGCAGUACCACGUCAGCAGCAGUGCCUCGUCAGCAGUACCGUGGCAGCAGUGACACAUCAGCAGUGCCCCGCCACCAUGACGGUUUCAGUUCUGGGCAUGCCAGGCCAACUGGCCAACGAGUCCAUUGCCGAGUACCGACAGCGGUUCCAAGCUCAGCUCGCACUUAUAGAGGCUGAGGAACAGCGCCAGGCGGCAGCCCGCCUACAGGCUGAAGCGGAGGCAGCGGCUGAAAAGCAGGGGCUUCAGGACGCAGCUGACGCAGAUUCCCAGGCCCGCCGCAAGGAAGCCCAAGAUCUGUUGAAGCGGCAUGAAGCCGUCAGCGUCGACAGGCUCAAGUUCUGGCAUUUUGAACCGACUUGGAGCAAGCAGCACCAAGACCAGAUGCUGGCGAACCCAGCAAUGCAGCCUCAAACCGCCAGUUGGAGCAACGGAUCGACCAUGUACUCGCAAUGCUCGGCGACAUCAACACUUUCACCGCACCAGCCACCAUCAGCGAGCAGCUCGGCACCUCGAAGACCGAGCUCAGGCAGCUACACCAGCUGCCCAACAAGGAUGGCAGCACCGGUGCAUCGCGGCUGUACAAGAUGCCGACGUUCCGGAUCGAGAAGUUUGAUGACUACAUGGGCACUUCAUACCCGUGUACAGGACUUGGAGCAAGCAGCACCAAGACCGGAUGUUGGCGAACCCAGCAAUGCAGCCUCAAACCGCCAGUUGGAGAAACGGAUCGACCAUGUACUCGCAAUGCUCAGCGACAUCAACACUUUCGCCGCACCAGCCACCAUCAGCGAGCAGCUCGGCACCUCGAAGACCGAGCUCGGGCAGCUACACCAGCUGCCCGACAAGGAUGGCAGCACCGGUGCAUCGCGGCUGUACAAGAUGCCGACGUUCCAGAUCGAGAAGUUUGAUGACUAUACGCAUCAGGACCCAUUCGUCCGGUGGCAAGGUUUUACAACAGAGAUUGGGAUUCAUGAGGUCCCCAAUCACUUGUACAUCUCGGCGUUGUUCCUCAACGUCAAGGGCGGAUGCCAGAUCUGGCUCAGCCACAUGGCAACCAUCCGCGGCGUCCAGGUUGCUGACUUGCACAAGAAGAUCUCUUGGGAAGAUCUGACCAGGGAAUGGAAGAAGCGGUUCAGUGUUGACGAUGCCCCGACGCUUGCCAUCAACCGCCUCUUCUCCAUGGCUCAAGGCAACACAUCGACACGCGACUGGCUCACGGGAUGGCAAAAGAUUAUGGCAACGCCCGAUUUCGAUUUGCCAUUUUCGCAUCUGCGCCUGGAGUUCUACAACCGGUCGUGUGCCGGCUUGAGCCUCGCACUUGGUGAUCGUGAACAAUACACGACCUGCCCCGAAAUCAUCGACAAGGCUCGUGAGAUCAUCAAGACCAACUGGGCUGCUGCACACGAGAAAUCAGCGUGGCAGCCAACCUAUGUGGCGGGAGGAAAAUUUGGUCCGCAUCCGCAGCCUGUCGUUGCAGUCCAAUCGGACAACAUUGUGGAAGACCCGGCAUCCACCCCAGCAUCACGUGAGGGAGAUCUGGUGGCCGUUGUCCAGCCGCGAAGCAACAACAACUCCGGUGGAAAAGGCAAGGCGAAAACUGCAUCGCCGGUCAGAAAUGGACAGCCAGUACCACGGGUCAAGUUCAGCUUGACCGAGGCCGAAUACAAGUACCGCAGCCGAUACAAUUGCUGCUAUUGGUGCAACAUCACAAGCACAAGACCUCCCAAUGUCAAGAUCAAGGCAAGGAGGAUGUUCGACCUCGAAUCAGCUCGGGAAACUGAGUUGCGCGGAAGCCUCAGCAAACUAGUAGAAUACUGCCGCGAUGAGAUCAUUUCCAAUUGCGUUGUCAUGUGCUUCCGGUUCUUCACAUCUUCAGAAAUUCAAAGGCGGGCAGAAUUUUUCGAGCCUUUUAUUUUUGGCCUCAGCAAUAUGGGAGUCCUCCAGUUUUGCCGAUGCUGUGUGGAGCCGAUGGGUGUCGAGAGCGAUCAUGUUCACAUCAUCGCUCUGUCUGAUGCGUUGGGUGUACCUGUACGCGUCGUGUACUUGGACGGAAGUCUGUCCUGUGGAUCCGACAAGUCCGCAGAGGUGAGCGUUCACGACUUCGUUCCGAAGGAAACAAGCAGUGGCAAGAAGGCCACAGCAGAUGGAACGCAGGCAGUGCCUCCAGUGGUUCUGUUGUAUCGGCCUGGACAUUAUGAUAUUCUAUAUUCCAAAUAAGUGGAGCACUUCAGUCGUGGGGCCGCUGGCCGGAAAAAAAAAAAGAAAAAGAAAAAAAAAGAAAGAGAGAGAGAGAGAGCAUGUUGACUGGGGCACUACGUUGUCAUGUUCCUUCUCCGCUUCGUCCACCGGGAAAGUGUAGCAUCAGCAGCAAUGUGACCACAAUGGAUUUAUUUGUGAGCGACAGCGGAGGCAAGUUUGUCUGUGCUAUGGCUACCGUGGUGCAUGAGUGGAUGUGUUCCUGACGACCGACCAAGCUCCGACUGCAAAUCGAAGAUCAGAAAUGCGGACUCGGAGCAGGGAUUUAACAGUUGAAUCAUCAUCUUGGUUAACUUCCACCAAAUGGCUGAUGAUCAAGCUGCAGCUGCUGCACCAAUAAGCAGGAACAUAGCCAGGCAUCUCUCCUGUCAAUGAAGGGGGAAGAAGCGCAUGCUAUCUGCUCCAAUCUAUUGACAAUUGUAGUUAAUCUAGUUAAUCUAUAUGCCUAAUUCUCAAGCUUCAAUGUUUCUUCGCCAUCCUGAUCGGAAUUACUAUUCAGUGUAUCUGGUCUGUCCUCUCAGUUCUUGGCAUCUUGCCCACGUU